UCAGAGCUGCACUGAAGUGAAGACAGAAGUGUGUGAAGACAUCUCUUUCUCUGAUACCACCUCUGGUUCCAACAGAAGAGAUCACCAUGUUCCUUUUUACUGCUUCUAUUACAGCCCUGCUGCUCACUCUGUCUGGUAUGGAAGCUCUGGUACUGACCCAGGAAAAGUCCCUCUCUGUGAACCUGGGAGAUAAUGUGAAAGUCUCCUGUGUUGUUGGCACUCAGACCUGGAUUUCAUGGUACCAACAGAAGGCCGGAGGUGGCCCACGUUUUUUGCUUGCUGACGCCAAUAGAGCAACUGGGCUUCCAGGCAGGUUCAAAUAUUCUGAAUCUGGCUCUACUGAGUAUCUGCACAUUAACGGAAUCACGGCAGAGGAUGAGGCAGUGUAUAUCUGUGCUUGCGUUGGUAAUAAAUGUGGCGACGUACCACAACGAUACAGUUCAAUAGACUGCUCGUACAAAAACCCAACAGGGCUUCGGAUUAUUUUGACUGAAUUUGAAACAAUUACAGUGUACUUUAGGUUAAAUUCCAUUCUUAUUGUUUUCAAUGAGAGAAUCUUGAUCCAUCUCACUGUUGCAGUCUAUCUUUUGUGUCCUCCCCUGUCAGCCCGCCCUCCAUCACCCCCUUCUCUGGUCCUGAUGGCCCCAGCCCUUCCCUCUGGGGACAAGACCACCCUGGUGUGCCUGGUGCAGGGCUUCCACCCUGACGGUGCCUCCUUGUCCUGGUCUGAUGACAGUGGCUCUCUGACGGGUGCUGAGGACCAGAAGGGCGAGUCUCAGCGCCAGCCUGACGGCACGUACGCCCUGAGCAGCCUCCUUAGUCUGCCCUCCACAAGCUGGAGCUCUGGACAGACCUUCACUUGUCACCUGAGCCACUCAGCACUGACCAACCCACUGAGCAGGAGUGUUAACAACAGGCAAUGUUCGGUGUAAGGUGAAGUUAGUCCAUAGACGUUGAACUUGGGUUAGUUUUGCAUUUCCCCCACUAAUGGUUAAGAUUAGGAUUGAGGGAGGAGAAGCUGAUCCUAGAACUGUACCUAGGGCAAAUUUCCCCCGUGAGCGGCAGUUUGUGCGCUUCACAUAUUUUAAUAGAUUGGCAACUUGCUUUAGAAGUUAUUGAAGUUUAGUUUUUUCAUUGUCUCUUUUUUGAAUAGGGACCUCUGAUGAUGAAUGCUGUAUUGCUUGUGAAGUAAUCUGAGGAAUUUCUGCAUAUUGAUGUGAUGAGUUGAAUAAAGCCUUUCAUGAUA
Messenger RNA from Salmo salar (Atlantic salmon), 1246 nucleotides. Its product is annotated as immunoglobulin lambda-1 light chain. NCBI's taxonomy places the organism in Eukaryota, Metazoa, Chordata, Actinopteri, Salmoniformes, Salmonidae. The record is from RefSeq and is a predicted model, not a curated record.